AUGGUAGUGUCCCGAUCUACAGCUGCCCCCCAUGAGAUGGAAGGGCGCGUGUGGUUUGGAGACACGGCACUGCCUCUUGAGGACCACAUCAGGAUCCUCGGAGUGGACGUGGACCGGGAACUACGCUUCGGCCUGCACCUCCAGACCAUCGCUCGACAGGCUUCUCUCCGCGUCUCCGCCCUGCGCAGGGUAGCGUCCUUCCUCGACAGUAGAGGAAUACUCCUGCUAUAUAAGGCACAAAUUAGGCCUUACCUGGAGUACGCUGCCCUAUCAUGGAUGUCUAGUGCACCCACGCAUAUAAGGAAGCUGGACAAAGUUGAGCGGAGAGUCAUGCGGCUGGUGGAGGGCAACCAUCUCCAGCCGCCAUCACAGGACCUGGCUCCCCUAGACUCCCUGGAAUACCGGCGGGAUGUCGGAGCGCUUGUGGUGCUCCACAAGGCCCAGGUACAGGAAGUGCCACACCUGACCAGACUGAGGCUACCACUGCGAGUUGCCAGGAGGGACACGAGGACGGUGUCCACUACGGAUCAGCUUGUGGACGUACCAAGGUCACGGUCUAGUCAGCACCUCAGGACCUAUACUGCAAGGACUGCCCGCCUGUGGAACACCUUCACCGCGGCCACACCAGCUGUUCAGCAAAUGUCAACAGCGCAGGUGAAGCUGGCGGCACACAGGUGGAGGGCGGCCCUUCCAACCCCAAUGAUGCUGCUAGUGACAUGA
Messenger RNA from Scylla paramamosain (green mud crab), 720 nucleotides. RefSeq lists its product as uncharacterized. The transcript has a single exon. NCBI's taxonomy places the organism in Eukaryota, Metazoa, Arthropoda, Malacostraca, Decapoda, Portunidae. Bases 1 to 720 code for a protein of 239 amino acids. The record is from RefSeq and is a predicted model, not a curated record.